UUUGUCACUAGCAUGCUUCAAACGAUUUAUGAAAACUUUUGGAGCAGUAACAAGAUGGAACAAAGCAAUUCUGCUUUAUAAUCUAUGUUAAAGCGGGGAUAUAAAUGAAGACGAACCCGGUGAACUGCAUUGGCACUUUCCCUGUUACGUUUAACUUCUGUGUUAAUUACAGAAGAGCCUCUACAUUCCAGCCAGUGCUGCUCUGUGGUGUAUUUAUUGCUCAUCCAGAAGAUCCACUGACAUUUUUAGAAGAAAAGCUCAGAGAAAUAAAGGCAAAGGGAUUAGAUACUUAUUUGCUGGAAAGGAAUGAGAAAAAAGCUGGGAAGAUGGCUCUACAAUAAAUCCAUUAUAAUAUCUAAAUAUUAAAAUUUAUUAUACAGAAGUGGAACAUGUGUGUGGAGACCGACAAGGAAAAAAAGACAUGUAAGGCUAGGAUGUUAUUAAGUAUGUUCCUUUCUGGUUUCUUUUUCACAGUUAGAAUUGCAGAUUUUAAGUGUUGCAUAUCAGAUAUUUCAGCAUGUGAUGGUGUAAUUCAGUACUGCAAAUGGUUGUGGAUAUGCAACAUUUUAGCAUGUAAACAUGUAGAAAAUAUUAUGCAGAAGUGACAUCCAUGUGUGUUAUGUUUGAAUCUUUGAGGUUGCUGUUCUUUUCAUUGGCCUAGCUUUAAGGUAUCAGUAAAUGCUACCUUGCUAGGAGCCCUCUGGGCCUUCUCCAAAUGGGCAGUCACAGGUCUCAGCCUUACUAACAGGGAAUAUGCUCCGAUUACUCUGCUGUUUUUCGUGGGGUUUUUUGCAAAGCUUCCCCAGUUUGGAAACCAAAUUAGUUUGGUUCGCUGCAGAAAAUUCACAGACAAAGGUUUACCAUACCUGCACUCUUGCAAAGGCUGUCACAAGAUCAUCUGUUUGGAAAUUCCAGGUUGCGUUCAGGUUUGUACUGAUGUCUCCAAAAAUACUGCCAAUGGCUGCAAUUGGAUUCAAGAUUUGCUAAUCAGCAAAAUGUUAACUCUUACAGACAGAUGUAUAAAAGCUCUGGUUGAAAAAUGUCAACAGGUAAUGUCUGUUGUCUUUCUUGACUCUCCAAAACUUUCUGACACAACUUUUAAAGUCCUUGCAGAAUGUAAACCUUUGAAGGUCAGCAUUGAAGGGAAUAACCAAAAUGCUGAUUUAAGUUUCAAGCUGAUGAGUAAAUGCUGCCCCUACAUGAGGCACAUUCAUGUGGCUGAUUGCCAGUGGAUUACAGAGGCUGGUGCUAAGAUGAUUUCACUAUUGAAGCAUAUUCUUGUACUGAAUAUGGCAGACUGCACAAGGUACCCACCAAAGCUGCUCUACCACUUCAGUGGACAGGACAAAGAAAAUACAGCAGAGUUUGUGGGUCAAGGGGGCUGUUCGUACACUUUUGAGUGUGACAGCACCAUUUCAAAUUGUCUUGAAGUCAUAAAGCCCUUAAUGGGUUUGAGAGCUUUUGGAUGCCAUGGAAAAAUAUUGGAACUUUCUAUAUCACAAUGCAAAAAAACUUCAGAUUGGUGUACAAGCAUUGUAAUUGAGUUCUGCAAGGGCACAGAAUUCCUGGAACACUGCCUUGUCUCUUACUGCCCUCAGCUGACAGAUGAAGCUGUGAAAACAAUGGCAUUUCACUGCCACAGACUGACAUCUCUCAACACAGGAGGCUGCCCAAAGAUGAUUGAUACACAUAUCCAAUACUUGGCUGCAGCCUGCCAUUAUCUCCCCUUGGACAUCUCAUUCACCUUACUGACAUACCUGAGAUAUCUUUGGAAAGGCUGUGAGCAACUCCAGAUUCUCAUGACACUGUACUGUAGAAAAAUUACCAAACAAGCUACUUUGAAAUACACAGCUGAACUGGAGAAACAGGAACACAAUGAUGCUGACCAUCCUUCCUGGCUCAGAUAUGACUGGGAUGAUAACAUAAUCCCUUCACCAAAACAUGCAGAUCAGAGCCUGAAAAAACAAAUUCUUCAAAAUGAAAAAUGAAGAAAUUGUGCAGCAUCUCUACAGUUUAAGGGUUUUUCUCUAGAGCAUGAAAAGACCACUGUGUUAUUUUUUCUUAAAACUAAUCAUACUUUAAUAAAAGGCCAUUUGUUGCAUUAGUAAGGAAGCAUAGCAAAUCUUUCUCACAGGAGUAUGAAUGCCUUCAAGCAAGACAGCUGCACUCAGACAGCACUGCUAACUCUCAGAUGUUGAUUCAAGCUGUCUUCAUCUUUCAAUAAUGAAAGUUUUUGUAGUCCCGUGCAGAGUAAGCAAGGAAUAAAUCUGCAUGUGUUGGAGGAUUUGUUUGCCAUGAAGGUCCUCUCCAGGACAUAAGCACUCUGACUCCCCAGAGAACUUCACACUUGGUGUGGUUGGUACCCAUCAAGUGCAGCCUUCUUGAGGAGUGGAAGCAGUGAGUAGGCAGUGAUUCUUUAAUACCCAUGCAUUUAGGCACAGCUCUCCACUUCUCAACAGUCACUUGUGCACCCACAGCCCUCAUUCUCAUAAAAGCCUCUUGGGCUGAGUCCAGCUCUCUAAACAACCUCAUGUUUGUGUCUGCAGGUCUGAACUGUAGGCUGGCUGGCAGCUGAGAGAGCAGGAGAACCAAAUUAAAGGGAGCACAGAUGAAAAAAGUGUUAGAGUAUAAAUUUGCUCCACUUACAAGAAUGUCUUCUCAUCAAAUGGAUAAAAAAAGAUAUAUGGGCUCACAAGGGAUUUGCCAUUCAAACUCUAAUUGCUGAUAACCUACUAAUCUUCCCUUGUCUAGAGAUAAAUACAGUUUCACCUUAUUAGAGCAGAACAAGACAUUGUUCAAUGCCUUUGGGGAAACUCAUAAGGAAGGAUUUGUCCUCCUUCAACUCAUUCUUGACCUUUAUAUUAACAUUCUAGCUAGUCUCAACAUGUUUUAGCUUGGAAUGAAUAUAAUCAGUAGCUUUAGCGGUAGCACAGUUUUUCUGCUGGCUGAUUUAAACUUCUUUAAGCAAGUAACUAACAAGUCUGAUGUUUAAUUCCUGCUAAAUUUAGAAAAUCUAUGAAUUCAAAGUCUGAGUUUGCUUUCUUUUGAAAAUGGAAUAAAUAACAUGUUUUCUUACUAUGUUCUCCCUUAAAUGGCUGAUGCAGCAGUCUCAAAAACCACAACCUUAAUCUCAGAGGCUGACAGGCUUUGUAUUUCAGGUGAAUAAUGGGACCAUUAAACGGAUUCAAUCUUUUGAAAUACCUACUAGACUGUUUUCAUGUGGUGUGAAUUUUGAGGUGCUUUUUUCACUUUGGCUGCAGCAGGACAUAGAAAACA
Messenger RNA from Zonotrichia albicollis (white-throated sparrow), 3276 nucleotides. The record is from RefSeq and is a predicted model, not a curated record. NCBI's taxonomy places the organism in Eukaryota, Metazoa, Chordata, Aves, Passeriformes, Passerellidae.